AUGGAAAAUUCUACAAAAGGACGUUUUUCCGUUUAUAAAAAAAAUAAAAGUAAUGAGAAUAAGUUGAGCUAUAAAUUUGACGACUUACGAUUCAGUAAAAGUGAAGAUAAAAAAAUCAAUAAAAAAAAUGUAAGCGAACAAAACAAAUGUAUAGAGAGUACAGCCUACAAUAAAAGUACGGCUAAAACAAAAGAUGAGGGUAGCUGUAGUUACUUUUCAAAUUCUGUAAAUAAUAUAGAAAAGAGUUACAUGACAGAUAAAAAAUAUAACAACAGUAGUAGCAGCAUUAGCAGCAAUAUUAGCACCAAUGCUAGUAGCAGUAUUAGCGGUAAUAUUGGAAGUAAUAACAGCAGUAUUAGCGGUAAUAUUGGAAGCAAUAACAGCAGCAUUAGCGGUAAUAGCAGCAAUAACAGCAGCAUUAGCGGUAAUAGCAGCAAUAACAUCAUCAAUAACAACAUCCGUAGCGGUAACAGCCGCAGCAAUAGCAACAGCGUUGAAGGAUUCGUAACAGUUACACCUUCUGAUAAUUAUAUAGAGAAUCAUAAGAAUAGGAUGUUAGAAAAAAUUGUAGAAUUAAAGAAGGGUAAUCUUUUUGGGAAUAAGGGUAAUAAAAAUGAAGAGAAGAAUAACAGUAAUGAUGAUAUGAAAGAUGUAAAUAAAAACUAUCAAGCAUACAAAAGUAAAUUUAACAAAAAUAAAAAGAACAUUGUAAAGGAACAAAGUGGUAGCAACAUAUUAAAAGAUUUAAAAAUUAGAAAAAGUAAUAUUUUAGAGCUAAAUAAACUGUUAAAGGAAAAUUUGAAAAUUGAAGAAAAUUUUAAAAAAAAAAUUAAGAAGGGAGGAGAUACGAGAGAAGAGGAAUACGAAGGUGAAGGGGAAGAAAAAGAGAAUGCGAAAGAGAAAGAGAACGAAAAGGUAGAAAAUUUUAAAUACCAAAAAAAUGCAACAAGUACAAAAAGUGGAGUAGAGAAAGCUGAAGAAAAGGAAGGAGGAAACGAACAUCCGCAAAAAGAGCUACACGGAAAUGAAGAUGCAGUGAAGAAAAAUAAAAGGACCAACCAUGGUAAAGGUAGCAAUGUUAGUAGUUACAACAACAGUGAUCGUAACAACAAUAAUGGUGAUAACCACAACGACCAUAACGACAACGAUCAUAACGACAACGAUCAUAACAACAAUGAUAAUAACGAUCAUAACAACGAUCAUAACAACAAUGAUAAUAACGAUCAUAACAACGAUCAUAACAACAAUGAUAAUAACGAUCAUAACAACAAUGAUAAUAACGAUCAUAACAACGAUCAUAACAACAAUGAUAAUAACGAUCAUAACAACAAUGAUAAUAACGAUCAUAACAACAACGAUCAUAACGAUCAUAACAACAACGAUCAUAACGAUCAUAACAACAACGAUCAUAACGACAAUGAACAUAACGACAGUGACGAUGACAAUAGCGGUAACAACAGUAGGGGCAGAGGUCGGGAGGAGAGAGGUAUGAAGGAGAAAAAGGAUAAGGCAAAAAAGAACAACAAAGAUAAGAAUAAAGAUAGAGAUAAAUCGAAAAGUAAGGAUAAAGGUAAGGAAAAACACCCCCCCAGAAAUAAAGCAAAAGAGGAUGAAGUAGGUUAUGAUGUAGAGACUGGAAAAAAUAUGGAAGAAGUAGCACAUAAUAGUACAGAAGAGAUUAAAAGCAUACCAAAAACGAAGAAAACGAAAAAUAAAAAAGGGGAAUCAGCACAAGGGAAAAAAAGUGAACCAAUACAAAUUAAGAAAAGUGAGCAACAGAACCAAGGAAAAAAAAAUGAUCAAACCCAGUAUAAAAGAAACAACAAAAAAGAAGAAAUUUUUGGUAUGAAUACAAACAGCAGAUUAGAAGAAGAUAUAACUUUAAGAACGAAUAAGAAUAGUGUUAUGGAUAUAGACAAUAAUAUUGACAACAAAAAUAUGGAAACUUCACCCCUCCUCUUAGAGAAUUGUGAUUAUUACUAUAACAGUAACAGAAGUGAGCAUUUCAGAAGCGUUAAUAACGGCAGUAAUAGCAUUAACAAUAUUAGCGGCAUUAAUAAUAUUAGCGGCAUUAACAAUACUAGCGGCAUUAAUAAUAUUAGCGGCAUUAACAAUACUAGCGGCAUUAACAAUACUAGCGGCAUUAACAAUACUAGCGGUAAUAACAAUACUAGCGGUAAUAACAAUACUAGCGGUAAUAAUAGCAGUGUGAAAAGAACGGAAAUGUAUAUAAAGGGCAUGGAUUGUUACUACGGUGAUAAUAAUAGCUGUUACUUGAUGGAUCCAGAUGAAAGAAAGAAUUAUAAUUUUAAAAAAGAAUUGAAAAGUGAUACAAUGAAGGUGAAUUCUAUCAAUGGAAAUAACAACGGCAGUAGUGAUCCCAGUAGCGGAUACAGCAACAGCUACUGCGGCAGUGGCACUAACCUUAUGAACGAGCUUCUCUUAAAUAAGAGUUUUCCCAAAGUAUACGAAUCGAACGAGUACAAUUUUAAUGAGUUAAAAUAUAUGUAUGAUAAAUGUAACACCCAUUUUGAUGCCAACUCAUUGGCGGAAAAAUGGGAUGAUGACACAGAUAGUAAGUUUAUAAGCAAUAAAAAUAUGAAUAAGUACAAUGAUCAGAACGGUAAGGAUAGGGAAGCUGCCGUAAAAAGUAAUAAUAAUAGUAAUAAUAGUAAUAAUAGAAAUACUAAUAAUAGAAAUACUAAUAAUAGAAAUAGUAUUAACAGAAGUAGUAAUAACAGAAGUAGUAAUAACAGAAAUAGUAAUAAUAUUAGUAACUGCUGUAAUAGCAGCUGUAAUAGUGGAAGUAACAACAAUAACAACAAUAGCAAUAACAUAAUUCAUGGUAAACACAACAACAGCGUGCAUGCCAUUUUAAAUAGCAAAGAGAAUGCUACAAUUAAUGCCAAAAGAAGUGAAGAUAUGUAUUCGAGCAAUAGUGUGUAUGCGAAUAAUAAUAAUAAUAAUAAUAAUAAUAAUAUGAACAUUAAUAACAAUAAUAGUAAUAACAGUAGUAACAAUAAUAGUAAUAACAAUAGUAACAAUAAUAGUAAUAACAAUAGUAACAAUAACAGUAAUAACAAUAGUAACAAUAAUAGUAAUAACAAUAGUAACAUUACCAGUAACACUAACAGUAACGUGGGUAAGAAGUAUCAAGGUAUGAAAAAUUUUCAAAAUUAUAGCAAUAAAAUUAAUUUUAAUAAUACGGAGGGGGUAGACGCGAAUAUAAGUGGGAAAAUGAUUCAUUUUAGUAACUCCAGUGACAUAACUAAAAAUGCUAUGAACAGCAAUAAUAUAGGGAAAAAUAUAGGGAGUAAUUUCAGAGGCAAUAGGGGAAAUUUCGUAAAGAACGAUAUUGUCGUAAGCGAUCGAAGUUGCACCAACACGAUGAGUAAGAACGUUGUGAGCAACAUCAAUAUAAUAAGCAAUAACAUGAAUCACAUUGUGAGCUGUGAACAGAAGAACAGUAUUCCAAAUAACAAGGGCUAUGGGAAUAUAGAGAAUAUUAUAAAUAUUAGCAAUAUGUCGAAGAACGGCAAUAAACUGUUUAAUGGAAGUGAAAACAGCCUUAACGAUAAUAUGAGCUAUGUUAGCAAUAUUAACAACUCGAGCAAUAGUAAUAGCAAUGGUAAUACUACCACUGCUACUACAUUUUUGAAUAAUAAAUUAAGCACAAAUAUUAGUAAUAUUAGCAAUAUUGGAAAUAUUAGCAAUAUGGGGAAUAUUAGUAAUAUUAUAAAUAAUAAUACGAACACACACACCAUUAAUGAUAUAUUAAAUAGUCAGAACUAUAUGAACAAUCUUUUAUUAUAUGAUUCUGGAAAUGUUGUAUAUAAUGGGAAAGGACUCAGUAUGAAUAGUUUUCCUGGACAAAAUUUGGCCCAUUUUACUACCCAAAAUAUGGAUCAUUAUGAGAGCCAAAACAUGGACAAUUUUUCUAGUCAAAAUAUGAACAUUUUUUUUAACUCUAAUUCAGAUCAGUAUGCCAACCCUGAUGUGGACAAUUUGGCAAAUCCUAAUAUGGACAAUUUGGCAAAUCCUAAUAUGGACAAUUUCGCUAGUCAGAAUGUCGAAACAUAUGGUGAGCCCAAUAUGGAAAAUUUCUCGAAUGGUUACUUAAGCCCAGUUCCUGUGAAUGUCCUAAAUAAGGAUAUAAAAAAUCAUUUAGUUAAAAAUAGGAAUACAUCCACUCGAAAUAGUUUGAAGAAUCUUUCAAAUGAUAUGAACAGUACUUCUAAUAUAAUAAACAGCAUUUUGAAGAAAAAGAAUAAUAUGCUGCUCAGAAAUAUAAAUAAUACAUUGAAUAGUACUAAAGGAAACUCUCUGGAAAAUUAUGUAAACGAUAAGUAUAAAUUGUCUAGCAGCUUAAUGAAAAGCACAAAGAAGGAAAUUAUAACCUUAACGAGUGUUGGUGGUAUCAACAAUGGAAGCGAUCAUAAUAAUGGAAGUUGUAUCAACAGUGGAAGCGGUAAUAAUAAUGGAAGUUGUAUCAACAGUGGAAGCGGUAAUAAUAAUGGAAGUUGUAUCAACAGUGGAAGCGGUAAUAAUAAUGGAAGUUGUAUCAACAGUGGAAGCGGUAAUAAUAAUGAAGUUGUAUCAACAGUGGAAGCGGUAAUAAUAAUGGAAGUUGUAUCAACAGUGGAAGCGGUAAUAAUAAUGGAAGUUGUAUCAACAGUGGAAGCGGUAAUAAUAAUGAAAGUGGUAUCAACAGUGGAAGCGGUAAUAAUUAUGGAAGUGGUAACAACAACCUUGCUGCUGAAAAAGGGGGCAGGGAUAAAGGUAGCUCCGAAAAUAAAGGAAAUAUACAAGAAGAAAAUACACGCGGAGAAGGUAUGUCCAACGGGGAUGAUAAGGGUAAAAAUAAUAGCGCAUUUUGUCUACCGAAAGGAAAGAACGACACUAAAAAUGAAAAGAAAGGAUCUACUCAGGAAGGUGAAAAAAGUAGUUGGAAAUACUGUAAUGGGAAAUACGGUGGUGGGAAAUACGGUGAUGGGAAAUACGGUGAUGGGAAAUACGGGGGUCGAAAAAGCAGAACAAAUAGACGCUGCAAAUAAAAGCGAUAAGAAAGAAGUAGAGAUAGAAACAAACAGUGAGAAGAAAAAGAGUAAUAACUUUUUAGAAUCGAAUAAGAAAAAAAGAUACUUAGCAGAAAUUAUAAGAUGUGAACUAAUAUGGGGUCCAACAAAAAAUAAAGAGCCAAUUACUCCUGUAGAGAGUUGUGAAUUACAUCCAGUUGUUAUUAUAAAAGAUCAGUUUGGUCAUUUAUAUGAUGAUGAUGAAGAUAAUGAAAAUAAUCCAAUUGGAAAAACAGUAAAUAUAUUCUAUCGAUGGACAAGAGGACCUCCACGAACAGUAUGUUUUUUUCAUCCACAAAAAAUUGCAUGCUUACAAUGUACUGUUACCUUUCGAUGUUUUUGUUCAUAUGAAUGCUUUAUGAAAGGAUUUGAUCAUUUACAUAAAUAUUAUAGAAGUAAUGGUUCAUUUAGUAUACCAUCCCAUCCAAACUUACAUACGUAUGGCGUACCUUGUUCUCCUUUUGAUUGGGAAAAUUAUGAAAAAAAUAUAGAGUUUGAUGAAAAGCAUUAUAAUGCAUUAAUACAAUCCGGGUUAUUAAACGCCCCUGAUAAGGAAAAAUGGGAAAUUAUCAAUAACGAAAGGAAUUAUGUGCCUUGUACUAAGGAUGUAGGGCAUCAAAUAAUGCUAGAGACUAUGCUACUAGACAAAAAUAGUGUAUCAUCUGAAAGUGGAAAUGAUUCUGAUAAUGAGGAUGACAACGAGGAUGACAACGAGGAUGACAACGAGGAUGACAACGAGGAUGACAACGAAGAUGACAAUGAAGAUGAUCAUCUUGAACAUAAGAACAACAACGAUCGUAAGGACUAUAAGAGUAGCAAACUUGAUGCCAUUGCUCGUUGCAAAAGAAAAGAAUCAAAUGAACACAGCGAAUACAAUAUUUCUUCAGCAGAUGAGAAUAAUCUACAGAAAAAUCAGGAUAAAAUAAUACCGUCCAUUAGAUAUAUGGAUGUACAGCAAAGUGAACUAAGUCUUCUAAACUCAAUGUCCUUAAAUAGUUACAAUCAUAAUGAUUUUCAGUACAACAUGAACAUUCAGAAUAACACAUAUAUGUAUAGAUCAGGUCAUAACAACAACAUUGUUACCAACAACAGUUUAGCCAUUUUUAAUAAUAAUACCCUUAAUAGUGCCAACAUGCCUGAUAUGACCGGAGCGGCUGCUGCGGGUAUGUACAGCAUGUACGAUAUGGAUAGUAUUAGUGCUAAUAGCUGUUGUGUUAAUAGCGGCUGUGUCAAUAGUGGAUGCGCUAACAACAUUUUCGAUGAUAGUAAUAUCAUGAGCGGUAAUAACAAUUGUGAUAUUACUAACGUUGGAAGUUCGUGUUUGUCUAACAAGGAUGCAAAUUACGUAGGCUUAAAUAGUGGCACUUUUCAUCUGAACAGUGUUAUACAAAAUUGUAAUGGAGGUUACUUUUCUGAAAACACAAACACGGCAAAUAAUGAUAUCAAUUUUAAUACGAAUAACUGGAGUCAGAUGAAUGAAAAAAGGACCGACAACUUUGAUGUGGCAUGCGCUAGUUUAGAGGGUGCACCAAUGGAAAGCAAUGGGGUUGGAGAUGUGGAUAGCGAUGUGGUUGGCGAUGUGGUUGGAUGCACUAUUGGAUGUGGUGUUAGUAGUGAUGCCCUAACCAUGCCAAAUUAUCACAACAUGAACGACAAGUAUAUGUACCAUGUAAAUAUACCUGUGCAAUCGAUGUACAAUGAAGUAAGCACACAAAAUAGGGUCUUAAGUAAUAAUCCAUCAGGUACUUUACAUAUAACAGCAUCUAACAAUUUAAUUAGUCCUUUGAACACCCAGAGUAUGAAUGAUAUAAGAAAUGGUAGUGGCAAACAACACACGCUAAUAAAUGUUGAUCUUAAAGGAACAUUUAAUAAUAAUGCUACUAGUAGUAGUAGUAGUACCCCUGUGGCAAUAUGUAGUUUAAAUAAAAGUUGUCCAAGUAAUGUUCUAACCAAUAUAGGGGGAAAUGUAAAUAGUGGAGGCACUAAAGACACAAACGAAAUAAAACAGAGUACUAGUGCUGAUACAACAAAUAAUCAGAAUAUAGUAGAAAAGAAUAGUGUAACCAAAAAUAAGAAGAAGAACAACAACAAAAAAAAAAAAGAAAAAAAGAAAAAAAUAUAUGUGUUAGAUGACCAAGUAUGGAAUAGUGUAAAAGACCCAAGUAUAUAUCAUAAAAUUGUUACAGGAUGUUGUAUACCAAAUCUUACAGUUCUUCCAAAUUAUAAUAUUACUUGUUUUAAAAAUGCAAAUUUAACUAACCCUUACAAUCAGUUUACUAUUAUGACUUGGAAUGUAUUGGCAGAAAUAUAUGGAACCAUUGAGGCAUUCCCUCACUGUGAUCCGUACAUGUUAGCAUGGUCUUACAGGAAAACCAAAAUCAUUCAGGAAAUUUUGAACAAUAGCCCAGAUAUCGUCUGCUUGCAGGAAAUACAGAAUGAACAUUUCCUUGACUUUUUCAAGCCUUCAUUGGGUGAGUUUGGGUACGAAGGAGUCUACAAGCAAAAGACGAAGGAAAUAUUUACGUCCCCCUCAGGAAAAAGGAGGGGUGGCAAAUAUACCAUUGACGGAUGUGCAAUAUUUUAUAAUAAGAAAAAAUUAAAAUUUGUUGAAACAUAUGCUCUUGAAUUUAGCAAGCUUAUUAAAGAAGCUUCUGUGUUAACAUUACCAAAAGAAAUACAAAAAAAUCCAUCUUUAGUUAAAAAACUAUUGAAAGAUAAUGUGGCACUAGUAUUAUUAUUAGAAUACAUUCAGCACUACUCUAAAAUAUAUGAUAAUAAGGAAGAAGAGAAACAAAAUAAAAAAUUAAUCAUUGUUGCUAAUACACAUAUAGUUGCAAACCCAGAAGCUAAUUAUGUGAAGAUAUGGCAAGCACAAAUUUUAGUAAAAGUAAUAGAAUAUUUAAAAAUAAAUUUUAUUAAAAAGUAUGAAACUAUUCCAAGUUUAAUUAUAUGUGGGGAUUUUAAUAGUACACCAUCUAGUGCUGUCUAUCAACUUAUAUAUAAAAGGACAUGUAGUAGAAAUCAUGAAGAUUUUAGUUCAGACAGAUAUAGUUUAUUAACAGAUUUACCAUUAGGACAUAACCUAAAUCUUAAGUCUGCUUAUGCUAUUUCUAAAUUAUUAUCACAGAAACUGAAUCCAGAGGAAUAUAAUAACUUGGAAAUAUUUGAACCUUUGUUUACCAAUUAUACAGGAAAUUUUAUUGGUUGUUUAGAUUACAUUUUUUAUAAUGAUGAGAAUUUAAAUAUUAUAUCGACCGUAAAUAUAGCUGAUGAAAAUCAGCUUAUGCAAGAAGCUCAGAUAUACCAGCUUUCUAACUGUGCCUUACCCAGCCCAAUACGUCCUUCCGACCACUUGCCCCUAAUUGCAAAAUUUGAGUUUAAAAUAGUAUGA
Molecule: messenger RNA, 8466 nt
Organism: Plasmodium malariae
Lineage: Eukaryota; Apicomplexa; Aconoidasida; Haemosporida; Plasmodiidae
Product: carbon catabolite repressor protein 4, putative
Exons: 3
Coding region: 1-8466 (2821 amino acids)
Biological process (GO): nuclear-transcribed mRNA poly(A) tail shortening
Cellular component (GO): cytoplasm; CCR4-NOT complex; nucleus
Molecular function (GO): poly(A)-specific ribonuclease activity
Source: RefSeq, a predicted model, not a curated record